Pomacea canaliculata is the source of this 1129-nucleotide messenger RNA. Its product is annotated as scavenger receptor cysteine-rich domain superfamily protein-like. The record is from RefSeq and is a predicted model, not a curated record. The coding region runs from base 307 to 1014 and encodes 235 amino acids. The transcript is spliced from 5 exons. NCBI's taxonomy places the organism in Eukaryota, Metazoa, Mollusca, Gastropoda, Architaenioglossa, Ampullariidae. Gene Ontology annotation, cellular component: membrane.
CUUUUGGAAGCCUUAUCAACACUGACAUCAUUCACAUCAGCUGCUUGGGAAAUGAGACACAAAUCUCAUCGUGUGCCUCCUUCCAGGGUUACUGUGGUUCUGACAGCAGCUACAACUACGCCUCAGUCCACUGCUUCAACGGUUCUUUCAGCUCAGAUUUGUGGGUUUCCUUGGAGGCUGGUCAAGGGCUUCUCGCCAACUCCUCCGGCCGACUGGUGGUCACUCAAGGCGGUGUUCGAGGCAGAGUGUGUCCAGAAGACUGGGAUGACGUAGACGUCAGCGUGGUCUGCAGACAACUGAGGUACCAUGGUGGUGUGGCACUGGCUUUCUCGGACAGGCACUGGUCCAUACCUGCUCAGCAAUGUGGCCUGUACAGGUGUCGAGACGUCCAUCUUUGAUUGCGCAAGCAGCGGACCGUGUUCUGUCACCAACCGGAGUCCACCUGAUGUCGGUGCUGUGUGCUUCAGCGACAACUCAAUCGUAGUACAGCUUGUAGGAGGGAUUACGGACAAGGAGGGUCUGGUGCAAGUGGUGUACGGGAGCCAUGUAGGAACGGUGUGUGUACCGGAGACCUAUCGUUCUUUUGAAGCCGCCAACGCGGUGUGCAGGCAGCUCGGCUACAUGGACGGCGUGUUUACAAAAUUUCCAAGAGGUUCAGGGACUGUGUCCAUGUCAGAUGUCUUCUGUACUGGGUACGAGACAAGUGUUUUCAUGUGCCGUAGUGGGGGGUUGUUUGUCCCUCCGUCAGACAGAUGUGCCAACCACGACUUCGACCUUGGUGUGCACUGUUCAGACGGUGUGCGUCUGUUCUAUACGAUCCACAACACCAACAACUCCAUCAUUGGCGUGGUGCAGAUUAACCGGGGAUCAGGCUGGAUUAACAUCUGCAAUGAUUUCUUCGGCGACUUGGACGCACAAGUCGUGUGCCGGAGCGAAGGUUACCGUACUCGCGUGUACUGCCCAAGGGCUCGAUGGGUAACCAAGACCGAAACUACUUGUUUGUCGCAGCCCUGAACUGCAAUGGCACAGAGGCCUCCCUCUUAGACUGCCUGAACAACAGAACAUCACCUGCCCAUGGGGAAACACUAAUAGAUACGCUACAGUCUUUUGUAGUCAAACUCCACCGGAG